Molecule: messenger RNA, 2046 nt
Organism: Caenorhabditis remanei
Lineage: Eukaryota; Metazoa; Nematoda; Chromadorea; Rhabditida; Rhabditidae
Exons: 9
Coding region: 1-2046 (681 amino acids)
Source: RefSeq, a predicted model, not a curated record
AUGGUCCAUCCGAAAGUGGGCGCCUACGGAGCACUUGCUCAAUAUGCUCGUAAAAAACAAAAGGAGAAUAGUACUUCGAAGGAAACGAAUAAACCACGUAUUCUUCCACAAGUAGUGCCAUCAACUGUAAAUAAGAAACAACCGAAGCAGAAGAAAGGUUUGACUGAUAAGCAGAUAAGAGAAAAGAAUGAAAGAAAGCUGCUGAGACAGGAAAUGAAGAAAGGAAAUAUCAAGUUGAAGGACGGAAAUUUUGUGGAGAAUAUUGAUGUUUUGAAGUUUGAGAAGAAGUUGGAUCUAUUGCAACAAGAUGAAAAAACAGGAGAAGAUCAAUCUGAAGUGGAUCUCUUGAUGAAAGACGGAAAGAAGAAAACGGACGCAGAGUGGAAAAAGGACAGAAAGAAGAAGGAUUUGGAGAUACAGAAGAAGCCGAUAACGCAGACGAAACUGCUUCAGAAAUACAAAGUUGAUCGAGAUGAUUACAUGCUACAGUAUGCCACUGCAGAGGAGAAACCAGUGUAUUUUGAAGAGUACGAGCCGAGCGCUUAUCCUUGUUUCCACUCGACUAAUCCAUGUCUAUGGGGUGUUGCACCUAACGUUACAUGUGACCGUCUUCUGCAGUACACAAAUGAGAUCAUGAAAUCAUAUGUUCCACCGAAAACUGAUCAUCUUCCUUCACUUCUUGUCAAGUCGGACAAACUGAGAGUCACUUCGCCAUACACAAAUUUCUGCUUCAAUCCAGUACAAGCACUCAGAGCAUGGGGUCUUUUGGCCAAUAUUGCACAGAAUAAAACUUUCGAUGAGCUGAGAAAGUAUAUUGAUUAUUACACUGCAUUGGACACCAUUGAAAAAAAUGGUGAUUCGUUGAACAAAUUACUCCUCUCUCUACAUUAUGAAUCAGAAUUUCUUUUCGAUGGAUGCGUACGAUUGUUUACCGAAUUGCCACGUCAUCUCCACCAUAAUGUUGAGGUCCGUCGUAAAAUCAGCACUUAUUAUGGAGGGAGGAGUAAAAGAGCUGGAGUUCAACAUCACUGUUUCCAAACAGACUCUGAUGGCUUCUACUCUUGCUACCGUAUCAAUCAGGAGGUUUCGCUCUCGACUAGAGGUUCUGUUCGUUACGUGGUUCCAGAGAACAGUGCUCCCAACUGGAGAGCAUCGAUUGCUCUUGCUUCUGCAAUGGAUUGUACUUUUUAUUGGAAAACUACGGGCGCCCGACCAAUAGAAAUUAACAAUUUUGAGUUCACUGAAAGUAUCGAUAAUGAAGUAAGAAACUCAAUGUGUGUGGUGAUUUCUGCGGAAGCUGACAUAGCUACGUUUGAUAAAUAUGUUCGACUGGAAAGUCAUCAACCAGGUGUCUACUUGUAUAUCAUACCUGAGGACCGAAAGAACGCUCAUAAAAAGAAGAGCUUUCCAUCUAACACCUUGGAUAUUAUCAAUGGAGUGUGGACACCUCUAUCACGACAAAAAGUGUACAUUCCGAAAUGCACGACGUCGAUACCGAUUUCUCUCUAUGAACAUGCAAAACACUACGGUCUCUCCCGUCUUUUCUCCGGUGAGAAGUCCGAAUUACGUCAACUGAACAGUUCGGGAUUCGAUGCGGCGGGCUCUCCACAAUUCGCGACUCUCUUCGAUCACUAUCACAAGACAGUCUUCGAAAUUGAGACUCGCCAACCGGGUUCUAGUGAUCUAUCGAGAGAUUUCGAUGAGUUGGCACCGGACAGAGCUCAUCAAUCGAUUGAUGAUUCUAUGGCUAACGUGUUUGGAAAGUUUCAAAUGGAUGGAUAUCAAAGUUACGAUCCCCUGUUCACUUAUCAUGAAGAUCAUUUGGAUCGAUCUCCCACACCCUUCCUGAAAUCCAGUGUAUUUUACAAAAAAAACAAUGCUGGUCUUGAUCUUGCAUUCCCAUUCUACUAUGUUAUGACUCGUAAAAUAAAAACAAUGCCCGUGGGUACUGAAAAAACAAAAAGUGAUCCUAGAGACCUACAGGAAUCCCCGUUGAUUGUUUGUGCUGGAUACUUCAACAACACCCCUUGGGUAAAAAAUAAGUAA